AAUAAUUUGGCAUUAUAUGAUAGGUACUCCACAUUAUUUGAGUCGGCGCUUUAGGGUGUUCAUGGAUGUCGCUGUUGUAUCGCUCGGGUCGCUGUGUUUGGUCGAGAGAGCAGGGGGCUCGCCCGCUCUCUGUCCGGUGUACCUCGAGCAGCAGCAGCAGAGGCUCUGCACAGAAAGCAGCGGCUAACAAGAUGCGCACGGCUACAGCUGUGCACUGUACUCAUGUCCCCACGAGCUAGUUACUAUUAUAGAACAAAAUAAAGCCGCUUAUCCCGGUUACCACAGCGCAAAGACAGAAUGGCUGGGAUCAUCAAAAAGCAGAUUCUGAAACAUUUGUCACGGUUCACCAAGAAUCUAUCCCCUGACAAAAUCAACUUGAGCACCCUUAAAGGGGAGGGCCAGCUGUCUAACCUGGAGUUGGAUGAGGAGGUUUUGCAGAACAUGCUGGACCUGCCCACCUGGCUUGCUGUCACUCGGGUUUACUGCAACAAAGCUGCCAUCAGAAUACAAUGGACAAAGCUAAAAACAAGCCCAAUAUGUCUGUUCUUGGACAAAGUGGAAGUAGAAAUGAGAACAUGUGAAGAACCACGUCCCCCUAAUGGUCCAUCUCCAAUUGCAAUUACAGCAGGUCAGAGUGAAUAUGGUUUUGCGGAGAAAGUGGUGGAGGGCAUGUCCAUCAGAAUCAACUCAAUCACCAUCAAAGUUCAGGCUCGUGCCUUUCACGCCUCUUUUGAACUGUGGCAGCUCCAAGGCAGCAGCCUCAACCCCAAAUGGCAGCGCAGUGACCUUCGUUACACCAGAAUCACUGACCCAAAGAGAGGAGAGGUGUUAACUUUUAAAGAAAUAAACUGGCAGAGUCUGCGGAUUGAGGCAGAUGCUAUUGAGAACAAUGAUCAGGACCUCGGCAGCACACCGCUACGUCUAAUCACCAACCAGGGUCGUAUUCGUAUUGCACUGAAACGGAGAAUAAAGGACUGUAACGUGCUUGCUUCCAAACUGUUUUUUAUUCUGGAUGACCUUUUGUGGGUCCUGACUGAUUCUCAACUUAAAGCUAUUAUCCACUAUGCCAAGUCUCUCAGUGAGGCAAUGGAAAAAUCUGCUAAGCAGAGAAAAAACAUGACUGCCGAAUCAUUGCAGGCUGCUGCUACAUCUCCUGGGAUGCAUAGUCUCUGGACAGAACCCCCUCCUGCCUCCACUGGCAGCCCCAACAGUAUGAGCCAGUACUUUGAUUUGUAUGAUGUUAAAGAGUCCUCUUACCACACGUUCAUAUCUAGACUGGACCUGCACGUAUGCAAUGAUAGUUCUUCAGCAGAUGAAGAAGAGCCGCCCCUGCCAGCCUCACAGGGCUCCAUGCAGCUCACCUUUAAGAAGCUAGGCUUUGACUUCUACCCCGUCCACAGGCCUGCGGAUGGAUGUAAACACUGGGAGCGCCACAAUGCAGCCAUGGAAGCCCAGGCGCAGUGGGCAGGGAAGCUGCUCCAGGACUUUCAGAGGCGAACCGAGGCCUCUGGUUUUCCUGGGCCAGUCACUGAGAGUACAUCAUCGACCAAGGGCUCUCCUGCCAAAAUAGGACAAGAUAAACAGUCUACUCCGAAGUCAUCUGCAUCAGAGCAAAUAUCCAACAAAAACGCUACCUCUUCAGGGCCCUCAUUGAAACGGCUGCGGUCGAGCUCGGUGGUGAUCAGAAUGGAUGAUUUUGACAUUCACCAGGUGUCCACAAGAGGCCGUCAGAACAAAAGAACACAGUCUUUUAUUUGCUGUAACCGUAAAGCUCUUCAUUUGCCUGACAACAUACCGGCAAUCCAUCUGCAGUUUACAGAGUACUACUUCCCAUACAACUCUAAUUUAGAAGUGCCCACGUCAAGCCUGUACGCCCAGCUGAAUGGUAUUCAACUGUGUGUGGAUCCAGCCAGUGUUCUAUGGAUCAAUCUGUUCUCGCGAGGCCUUCUUCACACUUUAGAUCAAGUUAAAGCUUUUUAUCAUCUGCAAGACAGCAGCAAAACAGAGGAGCAUGUCGACAUUCGCAUGGAUGCAGCUCAACUAAAGAUGGUAAUUCCACUAGAUUCAUCUAUUUUGGACCACCCAGAACGCCCCCAGUCUUUGUCUGUUACCCUGCCCCAAAUGGCAGUUAGCAAUACACGCCACUGUCCUCAUGGCACCAGAGCUGACCUCCGCAGUAUCUACAACAACUUCACUGCCAACCAUUUCUUCAAAGUGUCAAACCAGAAAGAUCAAACUGCCUUUCACCCUCUUCCACCUGUCUUCCUUAGACACUCACAGGAAACUGAUACACAGCUUUUCGAUCAAAAACAGCCCAGGUCCCAAGAUAUUUGGUCCCUGAGUCUGUCCCGGGUCACACUUGGUUUUGAUGGAGCGCGCAGAUCUCCAAAAGGCAGAACGCAACCAUUUGUCGAGCCUUUAACCGUGUCAGUGUGGAUGUGUAGACCACUGGCUUUUUCCAGUCAAACCAAUGGACAAAAUGAAGGAGAGGUGAAUGAGGAGUUUGCCUCUUUUCACUUUCUGGUGCAUGCUAUCACUCCAGUCAAAAUGUGGCUCAACCAUUAUCAGUAUGUUGCUUUGUUGAGAAUGAAAGAUGCCCUGGGACGUUUAGGAGCAGAACUAGGGCGGGAUACCAAUGAGGUUAAAAAGGCUAAAGUAGACAAAGUAGAAGCCUUAACAGCUUGUUGUGCUCUGCUCCUGGAUUCUGCAGAAGUUGGGCUGCUGUUGCCUCCCGUGAGCACAGAGCCAGAGCCAGAGGUGCCGCACACUCCAGAGACAGACAGCCCCAGUAUCAGUGAGUCAGACCUCUCACCCUCCCACCACAUCCCAGACCUAGUCCCAGAGGAGAAUGGGGUCACCUCAGUCAGUACAGGGGACGCAGGCUUGGAUCAGGAUGAACAGGAGGGGGCAGUAGAGGAGGCGUGUGAGGCGGUGGAGGAGGGUCUACAGGAAGAUGGUUUAGAUGUAAACACUCCUGCCCUCUCACCUGUCAUGUCACCUGUCCAGUCACCCACCCUGUCCCGCGAGCCAUCCACAUUCAGCCUGGAAGGAGAACUGUCCAGCGCUAUUAAUGUCACCAAGGACGUGACCAAAGAUGCCCUCAGUGCCUCCCUGGACCUGACCAAAGGAGCAUUUUCCAUUACAAAAGAUGCCUUCAGUAUGCUGAGUAGGGGCUCCGGGAUGAGCAAAUUAUUCAGUCCAGCAAAGGAGCCAGCCCAGCGCUCAGAGGAGUCGUCUCCUGCCCCCAGUGUGCGCUCCCUGAAGCAGUCGCCCUCUCAGCAUUCCUUUGACAGUGCCAUUCUGGAUGGCAGUCUGCCUGAUGAAAACCUCUCUGUGGAUAGUGACCUCAGUGAUGGUUUUGUUGUUCUAAUCGGCUCAGAGUCAGGAGUCGAGCCCAUGCGGCCAAAUAAUACAGGCAUUAAUCCGGGCAGUCGAACAAGCCCUGCACUCGGCACUGACGGAGGGUCAUCUGCUGACCUCAGCAGCUCUCUGUCCCAAAGCACAGAGGAUGUAUCACAAGAUAUGGCCUCAGCAUUCGUGCUUACUCUGAGUGGUAUUGCCUGUACCAUGGAAGUAAAAGGAGAGGAUCAGAUAGUUGUUGCAGAAGCUCAGAAUCUUGUCCCUGUACAACUGGGCAAUAUUAGGAGUUCAGACAUUCUGGCUGGGCUAGUACAAGUUCCCAUUGGAGUGUUACAGAAGCAGAACAAGCCCAGAAAGGUUCCUGCUGUAACUGUCCGAACCUGUGCUGUGGAGCACUCCUCUGACUGUGUGAGCUGCAUGAACCUGAGUUUAAAGGACUGCCACGUGGAGCUGUUAUCGUCCACUCUUGCCAACAUCGGCCCCUUUCUUGAGGAUGAAUUUGCAGUAGAUAGUCAGCCCUUAAAGCUUCACAUGAAUAAUAUCACCAUCACUAUAAAGGAUGAUGGUCCAAGAAUCUAUCCCACAGCCCCGCAGCCUGUUCCAGCUACAUUCGUUGUAGAUCAGCUGUUGCUUGAGCGAGGUGAAGAUGGCAUCCUGAGAGUCAAGGCUGAAAGCACAGAACUCCAAUCUAUCACAAAUGUUCCAAUUACAGGCUCAAAGCAGGAUAGCGCAUCCCAGCAGAAAUGGAAUCAAACCUCAGAAGAUCAGCUCUCUGAUGUCCAGGCGGCUCUCACUCAGGCGCUCAGUGAAAGAGAUCGCCUCCUGUUAGAAGUCAGGAAAUAUGACCCCACUUUCACUCUGUGAGGUACUGUUUUUCUGCCUCAGAAUAUUUUGCCACUUAUUUAUUAGUUUUAUCGACCAGCAUGUUGUGUGUGUGAAGAGUAAGAGUAAAUGGUACUACAAUCUAGGCCUCCAUCUAGAUUUCCUCACAGCACAAAUGUAACAAUAUCAUUGUAAGAUAGAGGUGUGAGUGUUUCCCACAGCAUGCGUGGGUAGCUUUAAAUCUCACUCAUUACUAUUUUAUGUAACUCUAAAGUAGCAUCUCCAUGUCUUUUCUCACACUGAUGUAAAUGCAUUUUAAGACACUUGACAAACAACAAACCUACUGAAAAUUAUGCAUGUUAAGCUUUACAGUUUUGGUGUACAACUAAGAACACAGACUUGAAAAUGUGACUUCUUCCAUAGAAUGUGUUUAUUUUUUACUCAUCUAGUUGUUAAGUCAUGUAUUUGUUUGUUGUGUUGGUAAAAAUUACAAGUAGGAAAAAGGUUGCACUUUUUGAGCAAAACUAUGCUGCUCCCAAGAGAGACGGGUGCAUGUCAUCAACAUUGGUGGACUUAUCAGUGCAAAUGAAUUCACUCUUAUCUACUCAUGCACACUUUCAUUCCUCAGUGUUUGUUUUUUACUUUGAAGUUGUGAAAUUUUUGGUAUUUCUUUUUACUGUGAAACUAUGUGCUCUGUGGUUUAAUGACCUCCAAACACAUGCCUUUAAGCUGUAGACACCAGGUUGCACAGCAGCUUUAGUAUUGUAAGUGGGUCAAUGGAAGUUUGGGAUUAUAUUAGCAAACCAGAUUUAUUUGCUGAAUACAUGUUUUGCAUAGUCAGUCUUAUAGUAUUACAAAACAGUUUUAUGUUUUAGUAUUUAUUUUGUUUAUGCACUUAUGAAGUCAAAGUUCUAUUUAAAGUUAGACCAUAUGAACAUAAUAUACUGCUGGCCAUGAAACCCUUGCUUUGAAAUACCCAUAACAAAUGGGUAGCACUUUAUAAUAACUCCUCCUUAUUACACAUUCAUUAAGCAUGAAUUAACACAUUUGGUAAUCAUUAGUAAGCUGUUAACUCUGUUAAAGCUGUUAAUUAUUUCUCAUCAGUUAAUCAUUUAUAGAUAUAUAUGUUAAUGCUUUGUCCAUGGUGAAGAAGUCCAUCUUACAGCCAUUUGUUAAGCAUUAUUUAACACAUUGGUUAAUCAUUUGUACACACUUACCUCUUAAUUUUUUCACGUAAUUUAAUCAUUAGUAAAUACAUUAUUUAAUGUCUUUAGUCAUCAUUAGUAAAUCAUUGCUAAUUCAUUAGUACUCAUCAACUAUUAAUAUUUAAAAGUGUUAUGUUAUAACCAAAUUUAUGAAAUUCUUAAUCCACAUACUCAACUAAUGAUUUGUUACUCAUUUCUUAAUUGGGUCAUUUCCCAGUAUUGAUCAGUUACUAAGCACUUGUACAUGUUAGUUAGAAUAGGUUAAGCAGGGAGUGUUUACGCUUACCACAUGAUGAUCACCCUUCAUGGAUGUAAUAUGUUCUUCUAAAGGGAGACUUGUCUAUGCUUUACAAAACAUUAGCAAAUUACUUGUAAAGGCUCUCUCAUGAUUAACUCAUCAGUUAUAACUGCUUGCUUAAGUAUAUUUUGGGAGCUCAUCUGAAGUGAAGCUUGUCUAUGCUCUACUAAACAUUUACAAAUGAUUUGUUAAGGCUCACUCAUGAUUAACUCAUCAGUUAUAACUGCUUACUUAUGUAUUUUGUGGGAUCUAAAGUGAGAAUUGUCUAUGCUUUACAAAACAUUUACAAAUGACCUAUUAAGGUUUGUAUUAAUAUGUAAAAAAAUUGGACAUGUCAUGCAACCACACCAUAGAGGGAAAGAAAAUAACAAAUACUUAACUGGUUGUAUUGAACACUCUUUUCAACAGAAAAUAAUAGAAUAUGCAUUCAUUUAAACUGACAAACUUACAAUACAAAAAAAUAUACAUUCCAAGUAUUAACUGAACUGAAAUAAAUGUCAAUUUAAAAAAAAAAAAAAAAAGUCUACGUGUGCACAGCUACCUGUGCUUUCAUCACUUCUUUUUUAAUAGAAGAAGUUUGCAUUCAGUUUUGAACAGGGCUACUCAUUGAGUGGAAUGAAUGGUUGGUGCGCAAAUAUCCACGUGGUGCUUUUGGGCGUCUGCUACAAGACAUAGCAAAAAAAUAUAAGUAGGCCUAAUCAUAUUUUUUUGUGUGUGUGUUUGUGUUGUACCCCUGUAACUGGGGUAUGUUGUAUCGUACCUCUGUAAAACGGAAGAACCACUGGAGUGAUUUUGCUCUGCCUCUCUCGUGUAGAAGUUUAAUACAAUGAGAUAUAAUAUAUUGUCUACAUGUUUUAUGUAGUUUCUCGCCUGUAUGGUCGGUUUCAAUAAAUUUGUGUUUUUUCAAGGACUUUGUGAUGCUUAUACCUUCUUAAGACUAGAACAAGAAUUAUCACUUAUUUCAGACUCUCGUGACUUGUAAAGCAUAGAUAUGGUAUUAAAAAUCUUUUCUUUUUUUUUUUUUCUGUCACUGUUGUGGUUUUAUUACCCUCCAGUCUUGAAUGUCUUAAGUCAUGCAAACCGUAAUAAGUAAUUUGUAAAUGUUUUGUAAAGCAUAGACAAGUCUCCCUUUAGAAGAACAUAUUACAUCCAUGAAGGGUGAUCAUCAUGUGGUAAGCGUAA
This is a messenger RNA of Boleophthalmus pectinirostris (great blue-spotted mudskipper), 6867 nucleotides long. It is a transcript of the gene bltp3a, whose product is annotated as bridge-like lipid transfer protein family member 3A. The coding region runs from base 298 to 4224 and encodes 1308 amino acids. NCBI's taxonomy places the organism in Eukaryota, Metazoa, Chordata, Actinopteri, Gobiiformes, Gobiidae. The record is from RefSeq and is a predicted model, not a curated record. The transcript has 22 exons.